Messenger RNA from Aspergillus neoniger CBS 115656, 578 nucleotides. RefSeq lists its product as uncharacterized. NCBI's taxonomy places the organism in Eukaryota, Fungi, Ascomycota, Eurotiomycetes, Eurotiales, Aspergillaceae. The transcript has 3 exons. The record is from RefSeq and is a predicted model, not a curated record. The coding region runs from base 281 to 448 and encodes 55 amino acids.
ACGAUAAUCGCACAUUAUCCCCCUAUCUACGGAGUAGGUAUCUAGCCCACCACGCGAAAACCGGAACCAAAACGAAAAGAAAGAAUGAAUGAAUGAAUGAAUGGGAAUGACUCAUCCAGUAUCAAGCCUCAAGCCUCAAUCAUCACUCAUCACGAGAUCGCUAAUCAAUCACAAUAUCACUCAAUCAAUCCCGGGAUUAUAAAACCCAAGUGAAAAAUAAAACCGGCAGAAAAAAAAAAGGAAGAAAAGAAUUAGUGGAUAUUAGGGGAUGAAUUGAACCAUGGGUCAGAUCACGGGGUUGGUGGUUUUGGUUUUCCGGUUCCGGCGUAUCCUUUGCUGCUGCUGUUGCGUGUCGGUCGGAGGUUGGGAGUGCGAAUCGCCGAUAUCCCGUUCUUCUGACUCCCUUUCCUUGUCGGCGACGCGUAAGUGGGUUGGUUGUGCUGGGUAGAUAGGGAUUAGGAAUUACGGGGAUGGAGUUAGGUUAUGUCCGAUAUACUUUAGUUACUAUUAUUCCAGUUAUGGGGUAAAUAGGUGAGUAGGUUUGCAGUGGUGUGUAUUACCAUGGAUGAAGAGAGGGA